Pogoniulus pusillus (Red-fronted tinkerbird) is the source of this 2244-nucleotide messenger RNA. RefSeq names its product pescadillo ribosomal biogenesis factor 1 (gene PES1). NCBI's taxonomy places the organism in Eukaryota, Metazoa, Chordata, Aves, Piciformes, Lybiidae. The transcript is spliced from 15 exons. Gene Ontology annotation, molecular function: RNA binding. Gene Ontology annotation, biological process: maturation of LSU-rRNA from tricistronic rRNA transcript (SSU-rRNA, 5.8S rRNA, LSU-rRNA); ribosome biogenesis. Gene Ontology annotation, cellular component: PeBoW complex; nucleolus. The record is from RefSeq and is a predicted model, not a curated record. Bases 81 to 1835 code for a protein of 584 amino acids.
GCAGGCAGGGCGGAGCAGGCGGCAGCGGCGGGCCGGGGCCUGCGGCGCACCGGGAGCACGCGGGCGGCGGCGGCGGGGCCAUGGGCGGGGUGGAGAAGAAGAAGUACGAGCGGGGCUCCGCCACCAACUACAUCACCCGCAACAGGGCGCGGAAGAAGCUGCAGCUGAGCCUGCCCGACUUCAGGCGCCUCUGCAUCUUGAAGGGGAUUUACCCCCACGAGCCCAAGCACAAGAAGAAGGUGAACAAAGGCUCCACUGCACCCAGGACCUUCUAUCUCCUCAAGGACAUCAAAUUCCUCCUGCAUGAGCCCAUUGUCAACAAAUUCCGGGAGUACAAGGUCUUCGUCCGCAAGCUCCGGAAGGCCUAUGGGAAGAGCGAGUGGGGCACGGUGGAGAGGCUGAAGGACAACAAACCCACCUACAGGCUCGACCACAUCGUGAAGGAGAGGUACCCGACCUUCAUAGAUGCUCUGCGGGACCUGGACGAUGCCCUCUCCAUGUGCUUCCUCUUCUCUACCUUCCCACGGUCAGGCAAGUGCCACGUCCAGACGGUGCAGCUGUGCCGGCGCUUGGCCGUCGAGUGGCUCAACUACGUCAUCGCCUCCCGCUCCCUGCGCAAGGUCUUCCUCUCCAUCAAGGGCAUCUACUACCAGGCUGAGGUGCUGGGGCAGCCAAUCACCUGGAUCACUCCCUACUCCUUUGCCCAUGACCACCCCACGGACGUGGACUACCGGGUGAUGGCCACCUUCACCGAGUUCUACACCACCCUGCUGGGCUUCGUCAACUUCCGCCUCUACCACUCCCUCAACCUGCUCUACCCCCCCAAGAUCGACAGCCAGACUGAUGGGGAGCUGAAGCCUGCAGAGGGCAAGGAGUAUGCCAUGGAUUCAGAGAGCUACCUGGAGAAACUGUCGGCUCUGAGUGCCAGCCUGGCACGUGUGGUGGCACCAGCCCACGAGGAUGAAGUGGAGAUGGACGAGUUCCCAGUAGAGGGGGAGACAGCAGAGCAGAUGGACACGAGGAGGCAGGAGCAGGAGGCCCUGGAGAAGCACAAGAAGCUGUUCGAGGGGCUGCGCUUCUUCCUCAGCAGGGAGGUGCCCCGCGAGCCGCUGGCCUUUGUCAUCCGGUGCUUCGGGGGCCAAGUCUCCUGGGACAAGUCCCUGUGCAUCGGUGCCACCUACGGCGCGAGCGACCCCUCCAUCACCCACCACAUCAUCGACCGGCCCCGCCCCAAGCCCCAGCUGCUGGGCAGGUGCUACCUGCAGCCUCAGUGGGUCUUUGACUCGGUCAAUGCCAAGAUGUGUCUGCCCGUGGCUGACUACUUCCCUGGCGUCCUUCUGCCCCCACAUCUCUCGCCCUUCGUGACGGAGCAGGAAGGGGACUAUGUUCCUCCUGAGAAGCUGAAGCUGCUGGCCCUGCAGAGAGGAGAGAACCCAGAUAACGAGAGUGAGGAGGAGGAAGAAGAGGAGGAAGAGGAGGAUGACAAUGACAAAGAAGAGGAGGAGGAUGAAGAUGAGUCUGAAAAGGAAGAAGAAAUUAAAUUAAAGAAGAUGGAAGAGCAGAAGACUCAGAGCAACAAGGCGCUUCCUGUGAAGGUGACUGCUGGCAAAGUGCGGCUGGAGGACAGGAAGCGCCUGGAGCAGGAGCAGCAGAGCGAGGAGAAGCGCCUGGCCAUCAUGAUGAUGAAGAAGAGGGAGAAGUACCUCUACAAGAAGAUUAUGUUUGGCAAGAAGCGCAAAGUCCGAGAGGCAAACAAGCUGGCUGCAAAGAGGAAAGCUCACGACACGGCUGUCAAGGAGGAGAAGAAGAAGGGCAAGAAGGCACGGCGAGCCUGAGGGGCCCCGGGGCUCCCACACCCUGCAGAGCUCAUCGUGCCUGGGUGGAAACUCCUCAUCACUGCUCUGGGGCCAGAACUGCUCUAUUCAAACACCUCUCACCCAUAAACCACCUCCCACUGUGCCUUGCCCGCAGCUCCCUCCACUGCUGCUGCUGCCCACCCUUGCCUGGGCUGUGGGAUGGUGCCACAAGGACUGCCCUCUUCGUGCUGGUGCCACCUCUGCUUCCUGACCCGCGAGGAGGAGGCCAGGGAGGGGUCUGAGUUCUGGCUGGUCCCUGCAGGAUUCUUCCUUUGGACUUGCACAGCCCUGGCUGGCAGAGCUGGCCCUGUGGCGGGGCAGGAGCUCCCCAGGGCUUGGUUCCUCUCUUGUGUUGUUUUUAAUUAAAGAUGAUGAUGCUUCCUUGGCA